Messenger RNA from Impatiens glandulifera, 1188 nucleotides. Its product is annotated as protein ENHANCED DISEASE RESISTANCE 2-like. The record is from RefSeq and is a predicted model, not a curated record. The coding region runs from base 1 to 1182 and encodes 393 amino acids. The transcript has 8 exons. Lineage: Eukaryota; Viridiplantae; Streptophyta; Magnoliopsida; Ericales; Balsaminaceae.
AUGUUGUCUCGUUUUGGGAUGAGUACAACAAAGGCUCUCAAUACUCCUGCAACUGUUACUGAUCAUUUGUCUGCAUUCGCACCCCAGUCUGAAGCUGAGAAGUUAUACAUGUCUAAUGUACCGUAUGCUAGUGCGGUAGUUAGUGUUGUUAGCAGGUUUAUGUCAAGACCUGGUAAGGAACACUGGCAAGCGGUAAAGCGAAUAUUUCGCUAUCUGAGAGGCACAUCCGAUGUUGGUCUCAUUUAUGAGAGUAAUAACCAGUGUCUCGUAACUGGUUAUUCUGACUCAGAUUAUGCUGCAGAUAUCGAUGGUAGAAGAUCAAUGACUGGUUAUGUUUACACCCUUGGUGACUCUGUGGUUAGUUGGAAGGCAACAUUACAGUCGACGGUGACGUUGUCCACUACCGAGGCUGAGUAUAUGGCGCUAACUGAAGCAGCCAAGGAAGGUAUAUGGUUGAAAGGAUUAAUCAGUGACCUUGGUAGCUACUUUGAUGGAUCCAUGCGCCACGGGAAAGAUGAAAAUGAUCAUGAUAAUUGUUGGACAUCCCCAAGUGGUACUGGUUUUAUGAUCCGAGGUAAAAUGUACCUCAAAGACAAUGCAAAGGUGAUGGGUGGGGAUCCAUUUCUUAAGCUUAUAGCGGUUGAUUGGUUCAAAAUCGAAAAACCCUUUAGCCGAGUUGCAUUGCAUUCAUCAUCGCUUGUCCAGUCAGAAGCUGGGAAAAAACUCCCAUUUAUCCUCAUUGUUAAUUUGGAGGUUCCGGCAAGACCAAAUUACAGCCUUGUUCUAUAUUAUGCUGCUGAUAGACCUAUCCCUCAAAAUUCUUUAUUGGGAAAGUUUAUUGAUGGAAAUAAUUUGUUUCGCAACACUAGGCUCAAACUCAUUCCAAGAAUUAUUGAGGGACAUUGGAUGGUCAAACGAGCAGUUGGAUCGAAACCUUACUUAUUAGGGAAAGCUGUUUCUUGUGAUUACCUUAGGCAAGACAAUUUCCUCGAGAUUGAUGUUGAUAUUGGAUCGUCUUCGGUUGCAAGAAAUGUCAUGGGUGUUGUUCUUGGAUAUGUAACUACUAUUGUAGUUGAUUUGGCAAUCUUAAUCGAGGCUAAAGAAGAAGCGGAACUGCCUGAAUAUAUUCUUGGGACGGUUCGUUUGAAUCGUGUUAGGCUAGACACUGCUCAAUCGCCCUGAUAUUUG